Molecule: messenger RNA, 1500 nt
Organism: Phaedon cochleariae (mustard beetle)
Lineage: Eukaryota; Metazoa; Arthropoda; Insecta; Coleoptera; Chrysomelidae
Source: the annotation of a GenBank genome assembly
AUGAGUAACAGCCGUCUGAACAGAUGCAUUUCGAAACGAGAAGCCUCGGAUUGCAAAGAGCUGGGAGGUACUACAGGCUCUAGAAAAUUGGACGAGUCUGAUAUUGUGGGCCAUAUAAAUACAUUUCCGGCUUAUCAAAGCCAUUAUUCUAGAAUCAAAAAUCCAAAUAGAAAGUAUUUUAACAGCGGUCUAAAUGUAAAGAAGAUGUAUGAUCUAUAUGUAGAGGAAUGUCGAACCCAGAAUAUUGAACCAAAAAAAUUGAAAUACUAUUAUCAGGUAUUUAAUACUAAAUUUAAUCUGCAUUUUGAAAUUCCUCAUCAAGACACCUGCAAGUUGUGCGAUGAUCUAGAGUUUAAACUGAAAGGUGCCGACAACGAAGAUAUCAAAAAAAAUCUUUCAGCCCAAAAGGAGUUGCAUUUACGGAAAGCAGAAUCGGCGAGAGAGUCUUUACGAAACGAUUCAAAGAAAGCUGCAGAAGCAUACAUAGUAACAUUUGAUUCACAAAAGGCUUCGCCUUUUCCUAAGCUUACAACGUCUGUGGCUUACUACAAAAGAAAUCUGUAUUUGUAUAAUCUGGGAAUACAUUCCUUCAACAGCAAUACUGGUUACAUGUGCGUAUGGAAUGAAACACAGGGAGGGCGCGGUUCACAAGACAUUGCGACUUGUUUAGUAAAGCAUUUAAAGCUUUAUGCUGGGAACCAUAAACAUGUCAUUGCUCAUUCAGAUUCUUGUACAGGUCAGAAUCGGAAUAUAAAGAUGAGUUUAUCUCUGCUAAAACUUGUACAAGAUCCAGAAGUUGAAAUCAACGUCAUAGAUCUUGAAUUUUUGAUAUCUGGACACUCUUUCCUUCCUUACGAUGGCGAAUUUGGAAUAAUAGAGUCUGAAAGCAGACGCCAUGGCAUGAUUUAUCAUCCAGAUGAGUGGAUAGAUAUAAUUAAAAACUCCAAGCGAAAGGAACCUAAGUUUGUAGUAUCUGAAAUCCAACAUGAAGAGUUUUUGAGCACGACAAAUUUAGAAAAUUUGAUUACCAAUCGGAAAACUACCACGGAUGGAUGUAACUUUACCUGGCUUAAAAUAAGAUGGCUUCAAUUUCAGAGAGAUCUACCCCUUCAAUUUCAAUUCAAGGAGAGUCUGAAUUCCGAAACUGAAUUUCAUAUUGUUGAUCUCUCCAAGAAGAAAAGUGUUGGUAGGCCUAGUAGGGGUUUGACUUAUGUAAUGCAACAACCACUUUAUCACACAAGAAGAACUGUGACAGCUGCAAAGAAGAAAGACAUGAUGGACUUGCUGCCCUACAUAGCACCCGUACACCAUAAUUUUUAUAAAAACUUGCUCACUGAGACAGUUACCCGAGGUUCUGCUCAACAAAACCUGGAGAAUAGAUCUUCUGACGAUGAAAUGAUUCAUGAUAAGACCAAAUUAAAUGAAAUCGCUCAGAUUUAUAGUGGUCUAAGUCCACAUUUUUUUGUUUGCCUCCUUGUAAAAAUUCUCGAUGUGUUAUGA